AUCGCGCCGCGGUUCCGCGGCCCUGCGCCGCCGCCGCCGCCGCCGCCAGCACCGCGCUCGGGGCGCGCCGGGCGAGUGGCCAUGGCGGGCAGCGAGGUCGCGCCGGCCCAGCCGCCGGAGCUGGACGAGGACGAGGCGGCGUACUGCCGGCGCUGGGGCGCGCAGCACGCCGGGGCCCGCGAGCUGGCCGCGCUCUACUCGCCAGCCAAGCGCGUCCAGGAGUGGUGCUGUGUGCUGCUCUGCUUCGGCCUCAUCGCGCACAACCUGGCGCACCUGCUGUGGCUGGCGCGCUGGGAGCACACGCCCCUCGUCAUGCUGGGCGUCGUUGCAGGGGCUCUCAUCGCUGACUUCCUGUCUGGCCUGGUGCACUGGGGGGCCGACACCUGGGGGUCUGUGGAGCUGCCCAUCGUGGGGAAGGCGUUCAUCAGGCCCUUCCGGGAGCAUCACAUUGACCCCACGGCCAUCACCCGGCACGACUUCAUCGAGACCAACGGGGACAACUGCCUGGUGACGCUGGUACCACUGCUGAACAUGGCCUACACGUUCCGCACCCAGCCCACGGAAGCGCUGGAGCAGCGGUACCCCUGGGAGUGCUUCGUCUUCUGCCUGAUCAUCUUCGGCACCUUCACCAACCAGAUCCACAAGUGGUCCCACACGUACUUCGGGCUGCCGCGCUGGGUCACCCUCCUGCAGGACUGGCACAUCAUCCUGCCUCGGAAACACCAUCGCAUCCACCACGUCUCCCCCCACGAAACCUACUUCUGCAUCACCACAGGCUGGCUCAACUACCCUCUGGAGAGGCUGGGCUUCUGGCGCCGUCUGGAGGACAUCAUCCAGGCCCUGACGGGCGAGAAGCCCCGGGCCGACGACAUGAAAUGGGCUCAAAAGAUCAAAUAGCCGCUCCGAGCCGCCGCGUCUUUGCCAACCUUCCCCCGGACCUCUGCCCGCCCCCCCUACCCUGAACCAAAGCCAUCUGCCAAAUCCCAGCCUCGUCACACUGACCUCUCGAGGUGGAGAGGCCACCCCUGGGCCGGGCCCGGGCGCCCCCAGCCCACACGUGACACAGAAUACUUGAGCCACUGAUUUUUUUCAUGUCCUUUUUUUAAAAAAAAAAAAAUCAUUUUUUUUUCUUUGACCCCUCCCCAGACACCUGAGCCCCUCUGUCUGCCAAGCAGGACUGCAGAAACAGGACCCCCUUCCCCCCACCCCUGCCUGCCAGCCACACUCCGGGGAAGAGGGGAGGCGCCCACUAAUCACAGCACUCCUUAUCGCGCUGUCUCUCGGCAGAGGUGCUGGAGUCGUGGGGUCUUGUCCCUCCGCGCCUGGCCACAGUUGGUCUAGGGCUUCCCCAAGGAGCCCGAGGAGCCCUGCAGACUGACCCCCAGGCUGGGCAGACCGCCCCUGACCACCCCUGCCCCCAGCCUUCAGCCUAGCCUGACCUCCAGGGUCUGAGGACAGGUCACGCUCCCCGUCCACGCCUCGCCCUGUGUCCGAUGCUUCCGGUCAGAGGACCGCACCUGGCCACUGUCCUCGCUGAGGGUCCUGGUCAUUUUCCAGGAGACACACCCGGCUCCAGGCGUCAGUCAGAGAAGCAAGCGGGCGCUUUUUUUUUUUUUUGUUAUUGUUUUGGUUGGUUUUUUUUUUUUUUAAAGGUGCUUGCUUAAUGUAAAUAAUAGAAAGCCUUAAUAUCUUUUCUGUAACGGAGUAAUAUUUUAAUGUCAUGUUUCGGAUGUACAUAAUAUAUUUAUAACAAAGCAGCAAGAGUCUACUUCAACCGGCUGCCUGGCAUUUCCUGUUCGGGAGGUGGCGGGAGGAUUUCCAGCCUGGUGGAGAGCAGGCCCCGCCCCGCACCCCCCUUUCCCCAGCCCCACCUCCAGGAUGGGGGCUCUGUUGCCUGAGACCAGCCCCAAGGAAUCCGCUCCACGCACUUCCGGAGGGGCCCACGUCCUGGAGACACCCAGCAGGCAGAGAUCAUGAUGUUGGAGCCAUAAUGAAGGCCACGCUCGAGUCACGAGUUUCUCUUCGGCAAAUGUUUCUUGGUGCCUGGUGUUUGCCAGGCCCCAGCCUGGACAUGGGGGUGCAGCAAUGAACAAAUAAAUGAGGACUUUCCCCUGCAGAGUUGACCUACUGGGGACAAUAAACAUCAAUAAAUGCA
Molecule: messenger RNA, 2155 nt
Organism: Sorex araneus (European shrew)
Lineage: Eukaryota; Metazoa; Chordata; Mammalia; Eulipotyphla; Soricidae
Gene: PEDS1
Product: plasmanylethanolamine desaturase 1
Exons: 6
Coding region: 82-897 (271 amino acids)
Biological process (GO): ether lipid biosynthetic process
Cellular component (GO): endoplasmic reticulum membrane
Molecular function (GO): plasmanylethanolamine desaturase activity
Source: RefSeq, a predicted model, not a curated record